This is a messenger RNA of Volvox carteri f. nagariensis, 1086 nucleotides long. RefSeq lists its product as uncharacterized. Lineage: Eukaryota; Viridiplantae; Chlorophyta; Chlorophyceae; Chlamydomonadales; Volvocaceae. The transcript is spliced from 4 exons. The coding region runs from base 1 to 1086 and encodes 361 amino acids. The record is from RefSeq and is a predicted model, not a curated record.
AUGAAUCUGGCGCUACAUAAGGCUGUCUUUGCGUCAUCAAGCCACAUGCACUGGAUGUGCAAAAAUUACGACUGCAAGCCGGAUAACGCGGUGGAUGGGGACACCAGCAGCCAACAAAGCCUCUUUUCGUCAGCACCCAGCGACACGAGCCCGUGGCUGUCCAUUGAUUUGGGAGCUAUAGCCAUUGUACACAGCAUCAUACUCUACAAAAACCCAUUCUGUUGGUGCGACUGGUUGGUCAAUGCGUCGUUGCUGGUGGGCAAUGCCAGUAUCACGUCCGACGACAUGAGUGAUGCCACGACCCGUAUCAGCCCAAAUCAAUUGGUAUGGAAUCAGACGGAGCUCGGUACGACUGGUGAGAAGGUUUACAUCCAGGUGGACCCCCCAGUCGUGGGCCGCUGGGUGACCCUGCAGAACGGUCCACGCCAGAUCAACAUUGGGGAGCUGGAGGUGUACGGUACCUUGGCAGCGCCACUGCCGCCGCAGCCGCCGGCCGCACCCUCGGGCCCGCCUGCGGUUGACGACCCACCUGUACGCGGUAUCAACUCACAAUGCGGCUCCGCGGGGCAGUUUGAUAUGCACGCGCACGGUGUCUGCGUGGAAAGGACCCUAGGUAACUUUCCCUGUCCUUAUAUGAACGCUGUCGGCAGAAUCAACGUCAUCUACCGCCUCAUUUAUGAGAACCCCGACGGUUCUCGGUCCAGCGGCGGGUCAGCACUGACCAUGGAGUGCGUGGAGCGAACAUCUACAUUCCCCAUGCUGUAUGUGGAGUUCCGUGAGAAUGUGGCAUUGGCCCCCGGGCAGUUUGUGGUGCUCCAACAGCAGAACCGCACAGUGUGCAGCUCUGGCGGCCCCUGGGACGAUGUCAUGCGCGUCAGGUGCCUCUGCUUCUCCACAGAAGCGGCGACCUCCUUCGCCGUUGUUACGCCUCGUCUAUGCGAAUCCUCCUCAUCCGACUGUGUCUUCUGCCUACCCGGUCCCAUCCUGCAUCCCAGUGUCCGCAGUAUGUAUGUCCAUAUGGCCACGCCUAUGCUACGUCCCGUCCCCAAACCCGUCCAGAGCUUUGAAAUUAUUUGGGCCUUCUGA